ACUGACCAAUCAGACUGCAGGGUUUCUAGCUCCACCUUUUAGUACCAGAUCUGUGUGCUAGGUACCCCAACAGAGGGGGGACCAAACAUGGGGACGCUAAGGAACGCUGCUGUUGCUACAGAACUGGACUGAACUGUUUGGUGGAAACGGGGCUUUAGUGCCCUUGAGCAAGACACCAAGUCACCACCAGCUCCGAGUUUUUCACAGACAUGAUGAGUGGAAUUAAAGAAGAGCUCCUGCUGUUUUCACUGUUUCUCCACCUUCAUCCUCACCCCGUCCUCUCUGCAUGUCUCCUGCUCACCAGUAGGUGGAGCUUGUCUCCUUUAGCUUGAGAGAAAUAGAGAAGGAGGGAGAGAGGGAGAUGAUUAAAGAGAGAAGAAAGACAGCAAGAGGAGGGAUGGAGGGAGGGAGAGGGAGAUGGAGAGAGGGAGGGAGGAGAGAGCAAGCGUCAGCACUCCAUGCGUUAAAAGGGCAGAUGGUAACCGCGGGUAACUGAGGAGCAAACCACUCUGCCGGCCACAGAGCAAGAGAUCAGCAAGAGGGAGAGGUAGAGGAGGAGGGAGGAGAGCGAACACAUGCAGCGCAGCAGAGGAGAGGAGAGGAGCAUCUGAGAGGAAGCUGCACGCCUGCUCUGACACAGAGGAAGACAGAGGGAGGAGAGUACUUCUUCUCCACACUAACAAGGAGGCAGACGAGGAGAGAAACAAAGACAAGAGACAGGAGAUGGGGAGAUAGUGAGAGGGAGGAAAACAAAAGUAUCCCUCCCCUCCACUUAGAGAGACACAGAGACAAAGAGGGAGGGGAAACCAAAGAGAGACUGUGAAGUGAGGAGAGGAGAGGAGAGGGAGGCAGCGGACGGGAGAUAGUUAGAGGAACUGCAAGACUGAUCAGUGAGAGGCUGAGGUUUCGGGGAAGAAAUUUCGACUCAGCAAGAAAGAGACAGGGAGAGAGAGAGAGAGAGAGAGAGAGAGAGAGAGAGAGAGAGAGAGUCAAUGACAGGGAAAGAUUGAUGAAUGAAAGAUGGGAGCAAAACAUUUGGAAGACUGAGAGAGGGAAAUAUUUAACAGGCAGACGCAGAGGGAACAUUUUUUAGAGGAAAAAAAGAAUAAAAAAAACAUUUAGACAACGACAAGAUAAGAGCGUGAGGAAGAGGAGAGGAGCGCAGGGUGAAAUAUUUAACAAGAGACAGAAGCUGUGGGGAAGAUGAGCCGAGUCAAAGAGUCACCGGCAAAAACUUAGAGAAGAGAGGGAAUAAAUCAGAGCAGCGGGGGGAGAAACUCCUCCUUUCUCUCCUCUUAUUUCCUCCGUCCCUCCUCCACUUUAUAACACAGAGGAGGAGAGCUGAGAUGAGGGGAGCGGCAGAGAGUUGAAGGAGACAGAGGAGCAAAGUCCAGAUAGAUGCUCAGAUAGAGACUCAAGCAUAUGAAUCAAAUCCAAUGGCGUGCUACUACAUUGUGAUCAGUUCCACCCACCUGCGUGACGGACAGCUGAGGAGCAUCAAGGGGGUGUUCAGAGGACCAAUAGGAACCACCGGGCAGAGAAGCACGGAGGAAGGAGACUCCAGCCUCUACUGCGAGCUGUGUGACAAGCAGUACGUGAGACACCAACAGUACGACAACCACAUCAACUCCUACGACCACCACCACAAACAGCGCCUGAAGGAGCUGAAACAGAGGGAGUUCUACAGAGCGCUGGCCUGCAGGAGGCAGAGGAGACGCAGGGAGGAGAAGAGAGAGGAGAGGGCACUGAGGAGGCUCCAUAAGCAUGGAGAGAGGAGGACGGGGGAGUGCGCUCCAGGUUCUGGUCCCAUGUUCCGGUCCACCACAGUAGCGGUCGAGCCAGCGAACCAGACGGGACCAGACUUUGUGCAGGACUGGAGCGACGUCCACACGAGCGGCUCCACGCUGGGAACAAAGCCUCAAACCCCGCUGAUCCAGCCCUUCCUUCCCCUGGACCCUGCGCUGGAAACCAGACUCCUCAGCAACACACAGUGGGCGUACGACCCAGUGGACACCAACAGCUCUACGGCUGCUGCUGCUGCUGCUGCACAAUCCUGCAUCCUCAACACAGCCCAGAUGGACUACAGCGACCUGAGCACCGCCAGCAACAUGAACACUGAUAACAAAAACACUUCAACCAAAACCAACCACUUUAACAAGCUCUCCUGGGCUCAUAAUUAUUUAAGCAGCCCCAUUACUCCCAAUAACAUCCCAACAACUGCCACGAACACCACAGCUAAUGGCUCCAUCUUCAACAAAACCACCGCGACCAACUUCAGCAAAAACACUGCCACCCCUGCCGCGCCUGCCAUUACCGCUACCGACAUCAGCAUCAGCAGCAGCAGAGCAGUGUGUGGACCAGACGUCCAGUCUGUCCGCAGCAGAGUCCGCCCUGUGUCCUUCUCGCUGCCCAAAAGGAGCUGCGUCCUCCUCCACCAAUCAGCUGCCGUCUUCAUCCAAGCUGGACGGGGCUCUGGCUUGUCGGGGAAACAAGAGGGUGUGACGGUGCAGGAAAGAGCCAAAGAUCUGAGGGAGAAAGUCGCAGAUCAGCAGCUCAAAUCUCCUGUAUCUGCAGUCGUGGACGGUGUAGGUGUGGGUCACUGGGACACUGGAAACCAGUGCAGUGUGGAAAUUAAAACUGCAAUCCAGCACUCUGAGGCUGGAGCCAAUAUGUCUACCGAGAGGGGAACUGGAGGACACUCUGGGACCGGAGCCCAGGUUUCUUUAUGUAAUCGCAAUGUGAUCAGAGUUGAGGACUCUGUUAUCAGUGGGAGUGGAGCCCAGCUCUCCUUAUGUAAUGACAAUGGGACUGGAGCCCAAGUAGGCAAUGAAAGUGGGACCGGAGCUCAUCUUUAUUUAAACAGCAGGAUACCAGGACAGAUUUCUGACACAGUUGUGACUAAAGAUUCAGAAUGCAAAGACAGCGAGGCCGAACCCCGUGACAGUGUGGAAAUUCCCACCCAAGAAUUGAAAGAUCUGCUUUGUCCCGCCACAAAUCAGCCUCAAAAAUCAAUUUCUGGUGUUUUAAAUGAGACCAAAGAGUCUUCAGUCCAAACACAGCCCAAAGAAUCAAACUCCUCUCCGUCAGACGGAGCGAAAGAAUCAACGUCUUUGCCUCUAAAUCGUCCCAAAGAGCCGUUCUGUCGCGUCCUGAGCCGAGAUGGUAGCAGGGUUCUACUCUGGCCGUCGGAGAUGGUCAGGUACACCAAGACGUCGCCCUCCAUCUCCUUCAGCAUCAACCCUCUACUGUACGACUUCAGAGCACAUAACAGGGCCAAGGAAGGGGGUGAGGAAAAGAAAGGAGGGCAGGAGGAAGGGAGGGAGAGAAUAAAGCCGCCUGUGAUCAAACAAGCCGACUGCCAACAGAGGCAGGAGGGUAUGGAGGGAGGAAGGGAGGUGAAGAUAGAUGAAAGGGAAGAAGAGGAUGAAGGAGGACAGGCAGGAAAUCCUAUGGAACUUGUAGCCCAUUGUAGCGGCGACGACGCAGUUCCAGACUGCUGCGACUGCCGUGAUGAAAGCGCUUUAAAAUUUGUUCCCGUUUCCGCGGAAUGCCACCUUGCGCCGACGCUGGGCCUUCAAAAAACAGGCAGGAGGAGGAGGAGGAGGAGGAGGGGAGGGGUGAGGAGAGGGAUGAGGAAGAGGGGGAGGAGGAAAAGAGGACAAGCGACAGAUAGAAAGGACUCAGAAAGGGGAAGGAGGAUAAUAAGCAACAUUUCUGAGAAUCAGAUGUUUGAAGGGAGAGGAGACGAGAGGUUGAAAAGAGAGGGCACCGAAAAAGAGGAGAGGAGAGAAAAAGGGCUAUUAAGUAAUCUUGCGGCGCAUCGGCUGGUAGGAGGGAGAGAAAAGAGGAUGAGGGGAGAAGAGAGAAGGAUAAGAGGAGAUCAGACAGAGCGAGAGAGGGCAGGUAGAAAUGACGAGAAGAGAGGAGAGCUAUUAAGUAAUCUUCCUGCGAAUCGGUGUAAUCGGUGUAACCAGCUGUGUCUGCAGGUGAAAAGGGAGGCCAGCCAGCAUCAAUCCCAGCAAUCAGCCUCCGGGUGGGGCCACGGGCUCAGAAAGCUCCUCUGUAGGGGUGCUGCAUGCAACUCAGUGAUUAGCCCCGUCCCUGGGUCUGUUAUAGAGACGCCACGCUGUCCUGCAAUUACGCCCGACCCCGCUCAGAAUGACAGAGAGACGGGGGAGAUGCACAAAAAUACACAAGCAGAGGAGCAGGAAGGGCACGGAGAUGAGGAGCAAAGGAAUCCGAGGAAGACGGCGAUAAGAGCUGUUCAGGACGCUAAAGAAAACGCGUGUAACCUAGUGAUUAGCGGUGUUUCUUUUCCCUGUCGAGAAGCAGCACGCGGGCCAGAAAUUUGUCUUGUUCCUACACUUCAUGGGGAAACAGCAUGUGAUCCAGCGAUUAGCCUUGUCCCUGCUCCCUUUAGAGAAACAGCGUGUAGUCAAAGACAAACAAUACCUGCAGGACACAGCCAUCCUGCGUCGGGCCCGGCCCCACGCUGCUCCGCACAACAGACAGAAAGACAGCCGAGAAUCAGAUCAGCCGGCGCAGGCAUGACCCUCCCCGCUGAUGCAAUUUCAAAAGAAGUGAUGUCGAAGAGAGCAGCAACAGCCGACAAGAGAAAGACGGAAUCGCCGGAGGCUGGGGAAACACCGAGGAAGAAACGGAGGAGGGGAAGGAGGCAAGCGAGGAGAUUCUCCUGUCUUUUGAGACGGCAAAGUGCAGCUUGCGUCGGGUUGACCGCCGACCCCACAAAACUCAACAGCAACGAGACGGAGACACUUGUGGACAACUUCCUGUGCAGUCCAGAGGGCAAGAGGACAGAGAAAAACACCAACUGCCAUUUUCUCUGCAGGACAAAACACCCUCUGUGUCAUGAAACAAAUCACAGUGAAGGAACAUUUAGCUGUAACACCACUGACAAGCUGAAUAACUACUGCCGCUGUGAUGACAGAAAAGGCGGCGACUACAACGCUGAUGACUACAGUCAGUGUAGCUCUGAUGCUUCUGGAGGCGAGGGAAAGAGGAAGUGUUUGUCCGAGAAGCCUCUCAGUGACUGUGACACCUGUAACACACCAAGUGACCACAAUGAAUGUGAUAAAACCUCCAACAGGGACGGAAAACAUGACGCCACUCGUGACAAUCCUUACGACAAAGACAAUCUGGGCUGUAGCGAGAUGAAGGAAGACGAGGGUUCUCCUGCUGACUCACCUGUGGACUCCUUUACCUGUAGCAGCAGUGACACACACGCUGACCACUGUCAAUGUGAAAUCGAGCAAACACAGAGUCACAAAACGACAGAUUUUUGUGGGCAAACUGCGGCUCAGAGUCAGAGCUCAGAGCCUAACGACUGCUGUAACUGUAAAACCAAUGACGCAUGUCAUCACGUUUGUGAUCGCAUCCAUACAACGAACAAAAGUGGGCUCGGUGAGGAGGAUGAAACCAAACCUCAGUGUCACACUCAGCUCAAAAACAACCUCUCUGAUUCAACAAUUGAUCACAAAACCUGCAGCAGUAUUGAUCACAGACAUGGAGACGGCUGUGAUGAUGUUGACGGUGGUCAGUGUGAUUAUCUGAACACUAAUCGUGUCACUGAUUGUAAUCACUGUGUUUAUGCUGCCCGUAAGAGUAGCGCAACGGAAGCUGCCGCGCUCACGAGUGUGGAGCAAAGAGACGCAGAGAGGGAGAGAAAGGAGGAGGAGGAGAAACAGAUGGAGAGGAAGAGGGUGAAGGAGAAGCAGGAAGAGUGGGAGAAGGAGUGGGUGAGGAGGAAGGAGAGAGAAAGGGAGGACAGGGAGAGAAGGAAGGAGAAAGAUUUCCACACAGAGAAGAGGCCUUGUUUUCCUCCCGCCCUCCCUCCGCAGUGCAUCCCCCUCCACGCUCCUCUCCUCCUCCCGCCCUCCCUCUCCUCCUCCUCCUUCUCCUUCCGUCACACCAUCAUCCAGCAUCACCUCUCCCUCCUCCCGCCUCCGUCGCACCUCCCCCUCCAUUCAUACCCUCCUCUUCUCCCCUCUUUCUCCCCACACCUCUCUCCUCUCACUCUCAAUCCACCUCCUGCUCCUCCACCACCGCCACCACCUCCUCCUCCUCCCCCUAUUCAUCCCUCCUUCUACUCCUCAUCACCAAUCCCUUUACUGGAUGCCCCCGGUCCGUAUCCGUUAGCAACGGCGUUUCAUCCCAUGCAGAGUCACCCCCCGCCUCUGUAUCCCCCGCCCCACCCUGCAGUGCUGCCCCUACAGGUGUUGUUCUGAAAUAUGUUUAAAAUAAGCAAAGAAAUAAACUCAUUAAAGGACAAAACUUUUUCCAGGGGAGAAGUUGUCAGCUGUGAGAAAGCAGCUUGCAUGUGUCAUUACCUGCCUACUCGAAGUGAGGAUGAAAUGCGAGGGAUAACAAUGUCAGGGAGACUCAAGUAGACAAACAAAGCCGCUCUUUCUUAAAGCCAGACCUCCGGGAGCCUCGUCACCCCGUCCAACCACUCAAAUCACUGAUUCACACAUCUAAAAAAAAAAAAACGAUGGCUAAUUAUCUUCAUCAGUGGCAAUCCUGCUUGAAAUGAGCCUCAGGUGUGCAGCCAGUGGAAUGGUGGCGGCGAUACACAGCUGGGCUCGUUUCCCUCGGCAGAAAUUAGUCGACGCUGCUGUUUUGCAUUUUAAACUGAUGAUUUGCUCGUUUUUUAAAGCAUGGUGGAAAUUUUAAACUAUGGUUUGUGACUUUAAAGGACAAAAUCCAUCCUCAGAUACCUUCAGUCUGGGAUAAUACACGCAGGACUUUCACAUUUUGUUGCCCCCUGAGGGUUUCUCCAUAGAGUCGCUGCUCUGCUUCCUCCUCCUUUCAGAUGUCAACCCAUCCUCAGAUGGAGGUUAUUAAGAGCUGAUGACCUGCGUGUCUUCCACAUAGAGGGCUGAAACAGCAUCUGGGGGUUGCCUUCCAAAAUAAACAUUAAAGGGCACCUAUGAUGCUCAGUUUCAGGUUCAGAUUUAGGGUCGGAGCAUCGACCACAGGCGGUCCCACGGCCAUAUUGAAACUGAUGGAAUUUUUGAGGGGCUGAAGAUGCUCGAAAACUAAUUUGUACACGCAUCAGAAGUGGUGAAAUGUACAUUUGAUAUGGAAAUCAUGAUUGGGUGUAAAACAUGGUGCAGUAGUGCCCCCGACAAAACUUCUACGAAGCAGCACCUGAAGCUGCUUUCGCCAACAUGUAUGAAACUAACAUCCCAAGAUGUAGAGCUGUACCCUAAACCCGACAGGAAGUCAGCCAUUUUGAAUUAAAUGUGUAAUUUUUGUGCAUUUGUGGCCAUAUUUUGGAGUACGGGGGCACUUUGGACCAUGGAAAAUCACAGCAAAAAAAAAAAAAGCUCCUAAACCAAAAUCUUCCCAACCGGCAACCAAGUUCACACGUUCCCCUGAUGUUAGCAUGUAGCUACAUGUAGCAGUGUAUGUAACGUUAACACUCGCAGUAGCCUGGAGCAGACGACCAUAGAAAGAAAUCCAUCAUGAGCUGACCUCAUGAUGGAUUCAUCCUCACUGUGACCUCGUCACAUGUCCACGUUUGGUCAUGGACUUUCCACGUCCACAUAUGACGUCCAAGGUACCCUGGGUGUGUUGGUUGUUGACGUUCUGGGACGCCGUGUCAACUUCAGCCUGUUACAUGCAUUGUCUGUUUUCAAAACACAUUUCUGUUUUCACAGGAAAUGUACAGUUUGCAUACAGUCUCUUUCAAAAUAAAAGCACUACGUCCAACACCGGUAAUUUACGUUUCUUUCCUUCCACAAAAGCACACGAUUGGUUUUAGAAAUACAGAACAGGAUUUGGCUUUACAAUCAUACAGGAAGUGAACACCGGCCUCCCAGGUGAACUCCUCCCACCUGCCCUACUCAGACUUCCACCACCUUACCUGACGUUGUUGUCCUGUUAAACAAUAACAGCGACUGUCUGCAUAUCACGCCAACAUGAAAGGACGGCUUGUUUCGUCGGUGUCUGACGCCAGAAGUCACAAAAUAAGCACUCAGGCCUAGUCCACACGGACCCGUGUACUUCUUAAACUUCCAAAAAAAAUUUGUCCACACAAUUGGUGUGAUAUCCACACGAAACUGCAAAACCCGCUACCAAGUGAUGUAAUACACAUGCCAAAGCAGUAGGUGGCGAUGUAACUUCUAACGGAAAGGCCAUUUUAACCAAUCAGAAGUCAGCGUCAAUACCAGAAUAGGGAAGUGCGGAAAAUAAAAACAACCCGACCCACAAAAAUAGCGCGACCUAAUUCAACAGCAGAGGCGCCUGAAUGACCAACUACA
Epinephelus fuscoguttatus (brown-marbled grouper) is the source of this 8282-nucleotide messenger RNA. RefSeq lists its product as uncharacterized. The record is from RefSeq and is a predicted model, not a curated record. Gene Ontology annotation, cellular component: nucleus. The transcript has 5 exons. NCBI's taxonomy places the organism in Eukaryota, Metazoa, Chordata, Actinopteri, Perciformes, Serranidae. The coding region runs from base 1437 to 6245 and encodes 1602 amino acids.